Messenger RNA from Rhinichthys klamathensis goyatoka, 1407 nucleotides. RefSeq names its product nipsnap homolog 1 (C. elegans) (gene nipsnap1). Gene Ontology annotation, cellular component: mitochondrion. NCBI's taxonomy places the organism in Eukaryota, Metazoa, Chordata, Actinopteri, Cypriniformes, Leuciscidae. Bases 62 to 898 code for a protein of 278 amino acids. The record is from RefSeq and is a predicted model, not a curated record. The transcript is spliced from 10 exons.
GCGUGUGUUGCAACUCCUGCAACUUCAUAUAGACGUGAAUCUAUAAACAACAGCGAGAAUAAUGGCGGCAACACGGUCUCUACAUAUCCUCAAGAGACAGCAGCAUUUCCUUAACAAGGUGCAUUCCGCAUGGCUGGCCAGAGGUUUUGCAAAUAAAAGUGAUGAAGGCUGGUUGAGUUCCAUGUUUGCACACAAAGUGGAUGCCAGGAAAGAUGCCCACUCCAAUCUGCUCUCCAAGAAAGAAACCAGCAACCUCUACAAGAUCCAAUUUCACAAUGUCAAGCCAGAGUGCAUGGAGGCAUACAACAAACUGUCGGAUGAGGUUCAGAAAGAACUCCAUCGGGAUGCAGAUUAUCCAUGUGAAGUCGUCGGAAGCUGGAACACCUGGUAUGGUGAACAGGAUCAAGCAGUGCAUCUCUGGAGAUACUCUGGUGGAUAUCCUGCUCUUAUGGAGUGUUUGCACAAACUCAACCUCAAUACGACGUAUCUUGCAUUUCGAAAAGAAAGGAGCAAAAUGUUGAUCUCUCGACGCAACCAGCUUCUUCUGGAGUUUAGUUUCUGGAACGAGCCUGCGCCCAGAACCGGCCCCAACAUUUAUGAAAUGAGAUCAUAUCAACUACUACCUGGUACAAUGAUCGAAUGGGGAAAUCAUUGGGCUCGAGCAAUCAAAUAUAGACAGGAAAACAAUGAAGCAGUGGGCGGCUUCUUCACACAGAUCGGUGAUUUGUAUGUUGUUCAUCAUUUAUGGGCUUAUAAAGACCUGCAGUCCAGAGAAGAGACCAGAAACACUGCAUGGUUAAAAGAGGGCUGGGAUGUAAAUGUGCACUAUACAAUGCCUCUCAUCCAAAAGAUGGAAUCUAGAAUUAUGAUUCCAAUGCAACACUCCUCUCUGCAGUAAAGCAACAGUGUUUCCCCUGUGAUUAUUCUCAAUAGGUUGACAAUUCAUCUGGAAAUCCAAUUCAUGUAGAGUUUUGUUCAAACACAUCUGAACCAGAUGAUCAAGGUCUUCAGGUCCUCUUGAAGAAGACAGUUGUGUUAGAGUAGAACUGUAAAUGCCAUUCUGAGAACCACAAUGAUAAACUCUGGUGCCUUUGUAUCAGACUGUUUUAGUGUAAAAUUAAAACAGCAAUCUGAAAUAUAUAUAUACACAUACAAUUUAAAAAUUACAGUCUUGUAAUUUUUAGACAUUGUUCUCUUUUCUAUUGGAUCAUUUGAUUUGUUUGACCUGUUUUUGAGGAAACUUUUAUCUGAAAGGCUGGUGCUUGUCUAUAGCUUAACAAUUAAAUUAUGCAAUUACCUGCAAUUAUGCAGUUAUCAGAAUACUUUAUCAUGAUGUCCUUAAUUAGAGCACAGAAAUUGAAAACUCGAUUUUAGGUGUAUAUUAAUAAAUUGAUACAUUUCUGUUGA